CAGAGCAGACAGCCGCCAGCCGGUGGCUGGCUAGUCGCAAGGUAGUUAGGAAAGUUAAAAUUCUAUUGGCCUUGGAACGAGCGCAGAGGAAACGGUUUAGUCGUGUUCUACUGGUUUCCCGCUUUUUUUUUUUUUUUGUUUUUUUUUUUUUUUUUUUUUUGAGUUUGUGGUGUUAACAAGUUUUUCUCGGAAGGUGACUAAAAUUGAACGUGUUUUGUAUACGUUUGUGUUCGGUUGGCUUAGAUAUUGACGAUUAGGUGUCUGUAAUUAUUUUUUAAAGGGUGGUUGGUAUAGUUAUUAAAAUGAGAAGUAUAGUUGGUGGUUGACGUUUUGCCCGAUUUUUUUUCAGGUAUCUGUGCUUUGUUGACUAGCAGACCUCCUGACUUCUCUAGACAUCGUGGGUAACGUAUUUUUUCCUUAAAACUAAAAGGUAACCGCUCUUAUUAUUUCUUUUUAAACCAAAGAUAUUGCAAGCUUAUCCUCCCCCUUCAGGGGCGGAGCCCCUGAAUGGGGAGGAUUUCCUAUUGUCAUACGGUAGACAAAAGUCUACCGUAUGACAAUAGGGGCUUGCUGUUAGCUCUUAUGCUAAUUAAGUGAAGUGUUCUUAAUUGAUAGUAUGUAUUUAAAAAGUCCGGAGAUCUGAUUUUUAUAAAUAUAAAUCGCACUUGCCAGGAAGAAUUUUGUACAUUAAGAAUUGUUUUGUAUGUAGGACAUCUCUUGAAUUGUCAUUUUGACGUUUAGUAUUUUAGCACAUCCUCCUGCAAUGUUUUUGAAAGGUCCUAACGUAACACAUUUUCUAGGUAGCCUGUAUUGAAAUUCUAAAGACACGGGUCUGUCUGACUAUAUUUUUUGUCUUGCAGGUUGCCAGCUGGGAAGGAAGAAAAUACCUAGACACGUUCAUUUUCCCUGUGACUCUAGAAAUCAAGAGGGACUUAAAAUGGUGGGAGAUUCUAUACUUGGGAAUGACAAUACUCUAGGAGUUUUUGGGCUUUCCCGUUCCCCAAGAGUAGAGUCCUGCCCGAGGACGGUAGAAAGUUUCUCUACAAUAACUGCUCUGCCAUGUAUUGGGUGAGCUUCCUAGGGACUUCACAUCCAUAGAGCAGUUUAGCUACAGACAGACGCCACAGGAGUUCUAAAAUUCUUCCCGAGUCGAUUCAUUCGGCUACGACUUCCUGAAACACAUCCUGAAAUGAAGCAGAAAUUUAUGCCCAUCCACAAGCUCCAUAAAUGUCUAUAGUAUGCUUGCUGUAUGAUUGCCCAUAAACAACAGAGGCAAGGAAGAAGCCCCAGAAGUCAAGGCCCAGUUUGCGUCAUCUUGGUAUGAUGAUCUGCAUAAUUAGGAGUAACUGAAAGCACUGAUGGAGCCGGCCACUUACCAGAUACCGUUGGUGGUUUUACCCCAGCGCCAGCAUCCGUGGCAGAGGCUCUACACAACGGCUACCCAUUCUUCUGCAGGUCACGCUCGAGCCGUUCCACAGACCUACGCCAGCGGCCACCCCGAUGAAGAAGAGGUCAAGGACAGCCUCGAGUGGACGUUAAGGUCUAGUUACGACCACGAGAAUGACCUCUUCAUUGACAAGUCGACGACACUGCGAAGACCGGGUAACGAACGAAACGAUCUUCCCAGAACCGACAAAAGGCGCUGCCAGAAAGAAAAGACGCAGGCUAUCACGAGGCGCGACACCAGCCAGGUUCUGCGGGCGGAGCUGGAAGCAGAGGCUGUGGCCAACGGGAGGGCGGGAAUGGGCCACAUCAAAACCUGGAGAGAAUCCCCUUCUUCAGGUUCCUCGUCACCAGGCAAGGACACCCAGCGUUCCAGUAGCGGUCCUAAAGUAGUGACUAUGAGAACGAGGGACUCCUUAACGACGUCGUUGCUCUAUUCGCCACGUCCUACCCAUACUCUAACAGUUCCUAAAGUAACUCCAGGCUACGCCAGGAACCCAACGGGAUCCUUCUUCACGUCUUGAGAGCCUUCAGGAUUGCCUGAAGAUUCUUACUUUCAAACACCUGUUAAUAAUUGCAAUUCAAUAGGGGUACUAGCAUUUCGUUACAUCUUAUUUCAGGUAAUCAAGGAUUAAUCUACGACAUUUAAUUUGUUAUGAGGAACUUUCUUGAAAUAAUAACCAUUUAUCAAGUAAGAAAUGAGACAGACAUUAUCAAAGAGAACCAGUAGCUGGUUUAGAUGCUGUGUAGAAUUUUAUAUUUCUAAACAAUCAUCUUACUGGUAAGGUUUGGCAAAUAAUUAUGAUGAGACAUUAAUCCUUAGCAUUCACCAAAACGAAAGCUGUUCUAAGUUUAUUUCUUCAAUUAUACUUUAUUGUCUCCUUUCCUCUGCUUAUUAAGCAAUAGCUUAGAUUGUCUUGGGAUCUGUGAGAUUAAAGGAGUACAUGAUUACCACAAUAAAAAUGUACUUGUCACAAUAAACUUAAUAAAACCUCCGUUUCGGUGAACGCUAAUGACUCAUAUCUUAUCAUUAUUUGCCAAAGCCUACCAGUGACUAAGUGAUUGUUAGCAGAAGAAGUAGGAGACCAUACUCUGAUAACAACUUACAACCUGCUACGAUUAUUUACUUUCCUUAUUUGUAAAGGCAGCGGUUUCGAGUCUUUGUAUAUGUAGAGUCUAGGGCAGGUUGUUAAUGGAUGCAUUCAUUGAGUUACACGACUCAACUUCUGAAGCCAAGGUUCCUUGGACUAGUUGAUCUCACACCACUUCUACCCACAAUUCGCUGUACACAGGUAACGACAAAUACGAAUGAUAAUUUGUUGAAAUUGAUGCUAAUGCUUCCCAAACAAUAUGUACUUGUAUAUAACCUUUGUGUUAUGCUUAAGAAUCCAGCAACAGAGUUGUUGAAGGAAGUUUUAAUGAGCCAGGAGCUACCUUGCCAGGUGUUCCUCCAGGUUGUGUUCCGCGACCUUCGUUCAUUUUAGUCUAUAGUCCUUGUAUAACAUAGACUACCCAGUGAACUUCUCCCGCAUUAGCGUAAGAUGGCCGGCUUUAAGUGUUUUUUUGGACGUGAAUGUACAGUAACAAGACUCAUCGAUAUAUAGAACAGUAAAUGGAAACCAGAACUACACCAUAAUUGCUGUUUACAUACAGCAAUAUCAAUUCCGCAACUAACUGUUGGAAAUCAAUGAUUUACGUACACGAUAAUGUGAUAGCUAAUAUUGUUGAGUGAAAUAGCAUUCCGCUCUCAAAAACACAUUGCAAUCUGAACCCUAAAUUCUGAGCAAAUGUUUUGGGAGCAUGUGGUCAGUAUCAUGAAUUACUCGUUGUCGUCCAAGAGUUUAAACAUUGUUUUCAUUACAUUUACAUAAGUGAAGACUGUUGAAAGGUUGUAAAUAACUUGAUUAAAUUUCG
Macrobrachium nipponense is the source of this 3357-nucleotide messenger RNA. RefSeq lists its product as uncharacterized. The transcript has 6 exons. The record is from RefSeq and is a predicted model, not a curated record. NCBI's taxonomy places the organism in Eukaryota, Metazoa, Arthropoda, Malacostraca, Decapoda, Palaemonidae. The coding region runs from base 1359 to 1967 and encodes 202 amino acids.